CGACCCCAACGGCCGUCCGGGGCAAGGAGCGCGAUGAGCGAGGGCGCGGACGACGACGGCGGCGCUGGGGCCGCGGCGCGGUCUCCAGGGGGCAGUCCCGGAGGGGAUGGCUUCGCCCCGUCUGCGCUGGGCACCCGAGAGCAUUGGGAUGCUGUCUAUGAGAGAGAACUGCAAACUUUCCAAGAAUAUGGAGAUACAGGAGAAAUCUGGUUUGGAGAAGAGAGUAUGACUCGACUAAUAAGAUGGAUGCAGAAACACAAGAUUCCAUUGGAUGCUUCAGUGCUUGAUAUUGGAACUGGAAAUGGUGUUUUCCUGGUUGAACUUGCAAAAUUUGGUUUCUCUAAUAUUACUGGAAUUGAUUACUCUCCUUCUGCAAUACAGCUUUCUGGAAAUAUUAUAGAGAAAGAAGGUUUAUCUAACAUUAAGUUGAAGGUAGAAGACUUUUUGAAUCCUUCCACAAAACUGUCUGGAUUUCAUAUUUGUAUUGACAAAGGGACUUUUGAUGCCAUAAGCCUUAAUCCUGACGAUGCAAUUGAAAAGAGGAAGCAAUAUGUGAAAUCUCUCUCCAGGGUGUUGAAAGUGAAAGGCUUUUUUCUAAUAACCUCAUGUAAUUGGACCAAGGAAGAGUUGCUAAAUGAAUUCAGUGAAGGAUUUGAACUUUUUGAAGAGCUGCGGACACCCAGGUUCAGCUUUGGAGGCAGAUCUGGAAACAGUGUAGCAGCACUGGUUUUCCAAAAAAUGUGAGACUUUUCAUUGGACAAAUUCAGUUAGCUUUUUAAAGAAGCUCUGCAUCAAAGUAAACCUGAUACAGAAAAUGCAAGUGCAAAUAAAUGUUUAGUAAGUACACAGGAUGCACAUGUUGAAUAGAUAAAAUGGGUUGGUAAAAAAAAUCAUGAGCAUGGAAGUAGUUCGGUUUUAGAGAUCAACCAAGAAUAAUUUAAAUUUUUCUUUUGUAUUUGAGAUGUAAAUAUUUUUCUUUCUGAUUUAAAAAAAUUUCCUGUAACUGCUGAACAGUUAUAAACUUUAAAGCAGUAAAUGAAUUUACAGAUAGUAUGUAUUCUUGAUUUUUGUGCCUUGGUAAAGGUGAAUUGAAUAUAGCUAUUUAUGAAUAUAUGACCAAGCUAUUCCAGGGCCAGAAAAAUAAGCCAAACGACUUUCUUAAUGUUUUAUUAGACUAUUAUAAAACAUAGUAAGUAUGAUAUUUUGAGUUGAAUAGGUUUUUUAAAAAAAAAUUAUUUAAUACCUGAGAAAAUCCCCUAGCCCUUAUGUGUAUAAUUAAACAAA
Molecule: messenger RNA, 1284 nt
Organism: Eubalaena glacialis (North Atlantic right whale)
Lineage: Eukaryota; Metazoa; Chordata; Mammalia; Artiodactyla; Balaenidae
Gene: EEF1AKMT2
Product: EEF1A lysine methyltransferase 2
Exons: 6
Coding region: 34-744 (236 amino acids)
Biological process (GO): peptidyl-lysine monomethylation; peptidyl-lysine dimethylation
Cellular component (GO): cytoplasm
Molecular function (GO): protein-lysine N-methyltransferase activity
Source: RefSeq, a predicted model, not a curated record